Messenger RNA from Drosophila subpulchrella, 2054 nucleotides. RefSeq lists its product as uncharacterized. Gene Ontology annotation, biological process: rRNA processing. The transcript has 7 exons. Gene Ontology annotation, cellular component: nucleus. Lineage: Eukaryota; Metazoa; Arthropoda; Insecta; Diptera; Drosophilidae. The record is from RefSeq and is a predicted model, not a curated record. Bases 717 to 1991 code for a protein of 424 amino acids.
UACGCUUAGAGAAAAAGCGCACCGUUCUGCGAAAGCGACUAGUCGCUCUUGUAAUAGAAAGAAUCCAGACCGACGGAAAUUUAUCAAAAGUUUUUGCAUCUACUUAUUUAAAUAAAGUUCUUGAAUGUUUAUCAUUGGACGAAAUAUAUGGAAACGAUCGCCGAACGCUUGCUGCUUUACAAACAAUAAAGGGAUGUCUAAAAUAUUACCCAAAAGGAAUAAAAUGUAAAAAAUCGUUGAUUGAAAAAGUAUUAUUAUCUUUGAUAGACCACCAUAAUGUUGAUGUUGUUCAUCAAACUGGUAAAUGUUGGCUUUUGGUACAGAAUGUACCCGGUAAUUCUAGCAAUGAAAGUUUUAGUGAUAAAACAGUAUGGAAAGAUUUCCAGCUAUCAUUACUUAGUAAUCUUCAAUAUAUCAUUAACAGAAAAUUAGUGAUUACUGAAGAACGGAAAGAUUUCCCUUCUCAAGCAAAUAUCUUUGCGAUUUUUCCCUUUAAAGUGGGACAAUUUCCUUCUGAAAGGGUAUCGCAGUCUUUUCAACGAGUUUUUAAUCUUAUUGAAUAUUUAAAAAUUGCUUUAAGCGAACAAUUUGUAUUUAAAAAGUACAUAUGUUCACAUCAAAUCUUGGCUUUUAUACACAACGGACUGAAAGUAAACUCCAAACAAACAAAUAACUUUCGAAUUGAUCAUGUAUAUUUUGAAACCUUGUUACCCAAAAUGCACAUUAAAUUAUUGGAACUUUUGGAAAUUCUUAUCGAAAUAUGUUAUACACACCUCAGAAUGGACUUUCGGAUUGUUUUAAAUAUAAUAAUGGAUGCGCUCGAAAGGACAAAAUCAACGUUACCAGACGCAAACCGGAAUCAAGCAAUCAAUGUUCGCCUAAUACUGUACAGAGUAAUAUCGUUAUGGUGCUCUACCCUACAAGAAGGAAGCCACUGUGAAAUUAUUUCGGAGACUCUUGUUAAGGAAAUAUUGGACGACUUAGUUCCGCGAAAGGAAACUUUAUUAUCAUGCCGAGACGAAUCAAAUUUAAAGAACAAAUGCUCAGCGAAAAAUAUAUAUUCGAUGUUGGACGUGCACUUUGAUAAUAACAUGCUUCGAGCUCAAGCUCAUUUUUGCCUGCAACAAUUGUUAUUAUCGUCUGGUCAUUUACUUAAGAAGCAAAUUUUAAAGGACGUGCAUAACGCCUUAUUGGGAAUUUGCAUUAUAAUACAUUCAGAACCGACAACAAAAGAAUCUUUGCGGAACAUCUGGAGCUGUCGCUCGGAAGUUUACAAAACAUUUGGAUUUUUGUUGAAAUUGCGGAACUAUGGAUGUCCUACGCCCUUGGAAAUAAUUAUGAAUCUUUUAAAUGAAUCGCGUUCAUUUGUAAACAGCAAUGAACUACGGCAAAGUUAUAAUGUUUACGCUCCAGAACAUAUGGUUCAUCCUGACAAGACGGGUAUUCAAUUUAAGCAAGGGGUUGACAAUUUCAAGUUCUGCCAUACAAACAUUUGCGAUUCUGAAAAUUCGAAGUGUUUAUCGCUUAUAGACAUUGCUCAGUCAAAAAUUGACGAUAGUAAAGUGACGGCUAAUGAAAACAAUUUACAAAAUGCUAACAAUGUUGAUAACUCCCAGUUUAGUAAAAGCCAUCAUUUAAAUGAAAUAUCAACUAAAAUAGUUAGUAAUAACGCCUAUGAAAAACAUAUUAUUGGGCUUGAUAGGAAAUCAUUGAGUAGGGAUAAAUAUUUUAAAAUAGAAAAUGGAAAUAGCCCCAAAGAAUUUACUGAAAAGGACUUACUUAAAAAAUGUAACGAAAUGACGGGUUCCUACGACAGCUUAGCGGGUUUCGAUAACAAAAAUUGCAAUGGCAGUGAUAUAAAUCCAGGCCUUGCAUCAACCUAUUGCAGUGUUGAACAAUGUGUUAAACUGUUUCCUAUGGAUAAGGGAACAUCAGAUGAUGCUAAAAUGAUUGCAGACUUGGAAGCAAUAUUCGUUUGUGAACUUAAAUAAAAAACACUUCUUACAUUUGUUUUGUAUUCGCGCAAUUUUUCAAAUAAAACAUUUUUUUUUUAA